Molecule: messenger RNA, 499 nt
Organism: Mytilus californianus (California mussel)
Lineage: Eukaryota; Metazoa; Mollusca; Bivalvia; Mytilida; Mytilidae
Exons: 4
Coding region: 36-413 (125 amino acids)
Source: RefSeq, a predicted model, not a curated record
CAGUAUACAAAAAUAAAUAUAGUAAAUUGUUCAAAAUGGCUUCCCGAUCGUUGCUGAUACUAAUAUCUUUAGUGACCAUAGGACUUUUUGAACUCGUUGAAUCGACAAAAAUUGAUCCUGACGCUGGUUUAAAAUAUUAUAUUAUCGGCGGAACCGUCUUGGGAAUAUUCUUCGCCAUUGUUGUGGUUUCAUUGUAUGUCCUCUGCUGGUGCUGUAGAUUACAGAAGCCUAAAGAGGAUAUGACGCAGUUAAAGACACUAGAUGUACGGUCACGUUUUAGUGAGGCAACAACACCAAAACACGCUGUCAUUGCAAGUAUGGCACCACGCAGAGAUUUCAUGAAAAAAGGAGACGAUCCAUUGCCUUAUAAAAAGAAACCCAGACUUCUUAGAAGAGAAGAAAGUUAUGUCUAACAGUUUUGUUAAUGACUCAAAGGGGAUUCCCAUUGAAUAUAUUUACGCAGUAUUAAAAUAAAUAUCAUUAAAAGGUUCAAAAAAAU